AUGUCUCCCGAUUCAAAGGUUGACCAUGGCAUCGCGCCACACGCCCCAGCCGUUGUUGACGCCAACGUCGCCCAUGAAGCUGCCGCCGCAACAGAGGCAGAGCAAAACAUGGGACUCAUGAAGUCUCUCAAGCUCUACAAGAAAGCCUGUCUCUGGUCCAUCUUCUUGUCACUCUGCAUCAUCAUGGAGGGUUUCGACGUUGUUCUCCUGAACAACCUCUUUGCCUAUCCUCCCUUCCAGCGCAAGUUUGGUGUCGAGCAGCCUGAUGGUACUUAUCAGUUGACAGCUGCUUGGCAGUCUGGUCUCUCCAACGGUACUCUUUGUGGUCAGAUUCUCGGUCUCUUCAUCAACGGUAUCAUUGCCGAUCGCUUUGGAUACCGCAAGACUCUCAUCGGUGCUCUCAUUGGAUGCAUCGGCUUCGUCUUUAUCAUCUUCUUUUCCGAGACUCUUGUUCAGCUUCUCAUUGGAGAGAUCUUCAUCGGUAUUCCUUGGGGUGUCUUCCAGACUCUUACCACUACUUACGCCUCUGAAGUUUGCCCUACCCACCUCCGCGCCUAUCUGACCACCUACGUCAACCUCUGCUGGGUUCUCGGACAGUUCAUUGCCUCUGGUGUCCUCCGCGCCAUGGUCACCCGCGACGAUCAGUGGGGUUACAAGAUCCCCUUUGCCCUUCAGUGGAUGUGGCCCGUCCCUCUCAUCAUCGGAAUCUACCUCGCCCCCGAGUCUCCCUGGUGGCUCGUCCGAAAGGGCCGCAUCGAAGAGGCAAAGAUUUCCCUGCAGCGACUUACCGCCCGCAACACCGAGUCCGAGUUCAAGCCCGACGAGACGAUUUCCAUGAUGAUCCAUACAAACGAGAUGGAGAAGGAAGCUCAGGCCGGUACCUCAUACUUUGAUCUCUUCAAGGGAACCAGUCUGCGACGAACAGAGAUUGUUUGCUGUACCUGGAUGGUUCAGACGCUCUGCGGUGCUACCUUUAUGGGAUACUCUACCUACUUCUACCAGAUGGCUGGCAUGGCUGUUGAGAACAGUUUCUCCAUGUCUCUGGGUCAGUACGCUAUUGGUGCUGUUGGUACUGUCUUUUCCUGGUUCCUCAUGGGCUGGUUCGGUCGCCGCACACUCUACCUCUGGGGCCAGCUGGCCAUGUGUGUCCUUCUUCUCACAAUCGGGUGUGUCGCUUUCGCCGGAAAGGAGAACGUCACUGCUCAAUGGGUCAUCGGAUCCCUUCUCCUCAUCUACACCUUUACCUACGAUUCGACCGUCGGCCCCGUCUGCUACUCCCUCGUCGCCGAACUAUCCUCGACCCGCCUCCGAACCAAGACCGUCGUCCUCGCCCGAAACACAUAUAACAUUGUCGGUAUCAUGACCAACAUCAUCACUCCUCGCAUGUUGAACCCUACUGCUUGGAACUGGGGUGCCAAGGCUGGUUUCUUCUGGGCUGGAACUUGUGCUCUGUGCGCUGUCUGGACUUAUUUCCGCCUUCCUGAGCCCAAGGGCCGCACUUAUGGUGAACUCGAUGUUCUCUUUGAGCGUGGUAUCAGUGCUCGCAAGUUCAAGUCUACACAGGUUGAGCGACUGGAUGCUGAGUUUGUGGAUGUUGCAAAGGAAAAGGCUUCUGCCGUUUAUGUUGAGCAGGUCAAGAGCAACCCGUCUUAG
Molecule: messenger RNA, 1653 nt
Organism: Fusarium pseudograminearum CS3096
Lineage: Eukaryota; Fungi; Ascomycota; Sordariomycetes; Hypocreales; Nectriaceae
Exons: 1
Coding region: 1-1653 (550 amino acids)
Biological process (GO): transmembrane transport; carbohydrate transport
Cellular component (GO): membrane
Molecular function (GO): carbohydrate:proton symporter activity
Source: RefSeq, a predicted model, not a curated record